Messenger RNA from Pocillopora verrucosa, 912 nucleotides. Lineage: Eukaryota; Metazoa; Cnidaria; Anthozoa; Scleractinia; Pocilloporidae. The record is from RefSeq and is a predicted model, not a curated record.
AUGGAUUUGAAUAUUUCCUCUCAGGAUUCUUCUUGUUUUCAUCUUCCUCAUCCGUUAUUCGAUUUAGCCUCUGAGCGAUUCAUUACAAACUUAAUAACAGCCAUCAUCAACAUCGUUACCGCUCCAUUCUCUUUUAUUGCCAACAUGCUGAUCAUCAUCGCCAUUUUUGACUGUCCCCGUCUACAAACUCCUUCCAAUCUAUUGCUUGCGACUUUAGCAUUGUCAGAUGCAUUUGUCGGCCUGACAGUCCAACCAGGUUAUAUCACCUACCGGCUUAUGGAAAAUCAGCAUCGUUCAGUUCCUUGUUUUGCAAGACUUAUCUACAGUUCUGCAUUCUACGUAUGUUUUGGUGUUUCUUUCAUGACUCUGACCGCUGUGAGUUAUGAGCGCUUUGUGGCUGUUCGUCUACGUGUCAGGUACAACGCGAUGUUUUCUACGAGACGGGUUCUAAAAUAUGCUUUGGGGAUAUGGACGGUCAAUAUAUUCUUGACUGCUCUGGAAUGGGCUAAAAUAGAUAAAGCCAUGAGAGGUAUUCAUCUAACUCUUUGGUAUCUUUGCCUUCUCGUCUCAACUGUGACCCAAAUUGGCGUUUUUGUGGCUAUACGAAGACACAAUCGACGAGUCAAAAACCAACUUCAAGUGGAUGAAAAGCUACAGACACGAAGAGAAGUGAAACUAGCGAAAAAGAUAUUAACUGUGGUUGUAAUUUACUUUAUUUUGAACUUUCCCGUUCUAUUUGUGACAUUUUAUCAUCAGAUAUUAGGGCAAAACAUUCAAACAUACAACCACUACAGCUGGACAGAGACGCUGGCUUUUCUAAACUCCUGCUCAAAUCCAAUUAUAUGUUACUGGAAAAAGAGAGAGAUUUUUCGAAGAGUCAAAUAUCUCCUGAAGAAAUUAAUUUGCUAAAAC